AUGUCAAUAGUCUCAACCGAGAUUUCCACUACCACAAGCACUACUACAAAUACGGACAUGAUCAUGGAUUAUAUCACAGAUACAAUCACAGACACAAUCACAGACACAAUCACGGAUACUGUCACAGACACAAUCACGGAUACUGUCACGGAUACAACCACGGAUACAACCACGGAUACUACCACGGAUACUACUACGGAUACUACCACGGAUACAGCUACUGUUACGACAACAGAUACGACUUUUGAUACGAUUAUCGUGCCAACAACCAUCACAGAAGCUCCAAAUCCAUGCCCAACCACUUGUAGCAUGUCCGUGGGAACUGUGAACCUAUUCUACUGGCCAACAGAUCAGCCAGAACGCGUUUAUCCGUCCACUUAUGUUGACUCGCAUCUUGAUUACACCUUUACCUCACCAUCCGUCUACAUGGUCAUCAACACCAUCUAUGGCUACAAUACUGCCGGUCGCACAGGGCCCUCGGGUACCAGUUUAGUGUUCCCCCUCGAUUUGAAUCAAGUCUCGACCAUAGAUACCGUCAAUUCAGCUACGCGACAACUCACGCUGAAUGACCUCGGGACCGACUGUCCUCAGUCAGAAGAUCCUUCAGUAAUCGCGACGGCGGUGCCCAACGGUCGGUGUGACCCUAUCCUUGUGGCUCCGGAGACCGUCAAAUCUUGGGCUUCACCUUGCAACGCAUGUGGUAGUUUCGGGCUGUUCGAUCCACCAUACGCCGUGUCUCCGCUCGCUGGAGGUCUGGUGCCGGCGACUACGACGGUUGCAAUGACCCAGCCAGAGACUACUUCCAGCGUAGUUUCUGCCACUACAACGGUUGCGAUGACACAGUCAGAGACUACUUCCAGCGCGGUUUCCCCCACUGAUACCACCACCACGAUAUCGGUAACUACUGAGUCCACUUCUUCCAGUUCGGAGACUAGCUUGCCUGUCACGGCGUCCUCUCCGUCUAGCGUGGUGACCACAUCCUCUGACACUGAAGGCUCUACUGGUCUGGUGCCAACUCCAGUGUCAUCUAGCACUAAUAGUGCCUCCACUGCUUUAUCAUCGCCCUCUAGCUCUGUCUCUACUCCGGCUACUACUUCCGCGAUGUACAAUACUGCGACCAAAGUGACUGGGCGUGGUGGAUGGUUGCAUUUGAGCUUCUUCGCGUUGGUAUUCUUGCUAUAA
Messenger RNA from Penicillium pulvis, 1182 nucleotides. RefSeq lists its product as uncharacterized. The record is from RefSeq and is a predicted model, not a curated record. Bases 1 to 1182 code for a protein of 393 amino acids. Lineage: Eukaryota; Fungi; Ascomycota; Eurotiomycetes; Eurotiales; Aspergillaceae. The transcript has 3 exons.